UCUCUCUCUCUCUCUCUCUCUCUCUCUCUCUCUCUCUCUCUCUGACAUCAUUAAAUUUCACCAUAAAACAGAUAUCAAGAGAGAGAGAGAGAGAGAGAGGUUCCAUCCCUACAUCCUCCUUCUUAUCAAUCUUGUUUUUUCCUUCCUUUUGUCCUUCUAUUUACUUCCGCCACCAUCACGCCUCCAAUAUCUAGGCCUCUCACAUUCUGCCGCAGUGCCGAGGGUGUCAUACGGGUGCCUACACAGUGCCUGGAGAGAGAAGAAAGCCUCGUAUAGUGCCAAUCUCAGGGGCAGUCUAUGUACGGUGUUGGGAGCCUUGAGAUCGCUUCUGCUUGGGGUUCAGAAGAUGACGUGUGAAUCGCUGUGUAUGUGUUGCUUCUGCCAAGAUGACAAGCCUAUCCUCUGCCUGGCCCUCAGCAUCCCAGCUCUCUGCAUCCUCAUCCUCGCUACCUUCUCCUCCGGGCUCUUACUCUACAUCAGAAGUCCCAAAAUCAAGUCCCUUAGACCCCAGCAGAACCCCCAGGAGACAGAGGGACGCAGGCAAGCCCCCCAGCGCGUCACCAGUCCCCCAGUGAAUCCCCAGAGAAGUCUACCACAAGGAACAGUUAGUCAGAAUCAGCCCCCAGCUCCCUUCACGCCAUAUCUAACAAGGAGUCAAAUUAGUGUUAUCCAGCAGACCUCGACCUCUUCUUCGCCGCCCCCAGCCCUCCCCAUGCUCCCCAGUAACUCCCCAGCCCCGAAUUUGGUCAGCUAUGAUAGUGUUAACAGCCUCUACGGGAUUGAGGAAUUGGAUUUGUCAUAUGGUUAGUCUUUUCACGGGGGACUUUGCCAUAUUGUAAGGCCUUGUAGGGGGACUUUGCCAUAUUGUAAGGCCUUGUAGGGGGACUUUGCUAUAGUAUGAGUUUUUUUAAGGGGGGACUUUGCCAUAUUGUAAGGCCUUGUAGGGGGACUUUGCCAUAUUGUAAGGCCUUGUAGGGGGACUUUGCUAUAUUGUAAGGCCUUGUAGGGGGACUUUGCUAUAGUAUGAGUUUUUUUAAGGGGGGACUUUGCCAUAUUGUAAGGCCUUGUAGGGGGACUUUGCCAUAUUGUAAGGCCUUGUAGGGGGACUUUGCUAUAGCGUGAGUUUUUUUAAGGGGGGGCUUUGCCAUAUUGUAAGGCCUUGUAGGGGGACUUUGCCAUAUUGUAAGGCCUUGUAGGGGGACUUUGCCAUAUUGUAAGGCCUUGUAGGGGGACUUUGCCAUAUUGUAAGGCCUUGUAGGGGGACUUUGCCAUAUUGUAAGGCCUUGUAGGGGGACUUUGCUAUAGUAUGAGUUUUUUUAAGGGGGGGCUUUGCCAUAUUGUAAGGCCUUGUAGGGGACUUUGCCAUAUUGUAAGGUCUUGUAGGGGGACUUUGCCAUAUUGUAAGUUUUAAGGG
Molecule: messenger RNA, 1414 nt
Organism: Eriocheir sinensis (Chinese mitten crab)
Lineage: Eukaryota; Metazoa; Arthropoda; Malacostraca; Decapoda; Varunidae
Exons: 2
Coding region: 347-808 (153 amino acids)
Source: RefSeq, a predicted model, not a curated record